AUGGAUCGUAAUCAGCGAAAUAUAUCACGAAAAGCUGCGGGAAUUCAGAAGAGUAUUUUCUGGCCCUAUGAAUCUCUUUCUUUAUAUUAUGAAACGUUGUCGUUGGAUUUUCGUGUCACUUAUGUGAUUUUGACCAUCCAAGUAAUUUACUACCCUGUCCUCGCCAUUGUAGCUGUUCCUGUUAACGUGCUGACAAUCGUCAUCCUGUCGCGUGGAAAGUGCGGUAUCUCCAAAGGCGUCACAAGGUACCUGGUUGCCAUGGUAGCAGCGGAUCAGCUGGUCGUUUUCUUCGAUCUGGUAUUGAGCAAGAUUCCGAUGAUCUACAUGCCAUUUGAGGUUUUACACUGGAGUUAUCGUGGUCCCGUGUGUAAUAUUCACGCCGUCAUACUCUACGCUGCCACAGACUGUUCUGUCUGGUUCACCGUCGCUUUCAACUUUGAUCGCUGUGUGGCCAUUUGUUUUCCACAGCUGAAACUAAAUUACUGCACCGGGAGAGCGGCGGCUCUGGUUCUGGGGACAGUGACUCUGCUGAGCUGCCUAAAGAACAUUUUCUUGUACUUUACGCUCGAUGGUUUUUAUUCGAUUUCAAAUAUGCCCUUGCUCUGCCUGGAAAGUCGCCGCUUCUUUUCCGAUUUUCCGUCGUUAGCAUUGCAAGCGAUUCGUGUCCUCCCCACCCCAAUAAUACCCUUUGUCCUGAUUCUCGUGCUCAACAGUUUAACCAUCAGACACGUCUUACUGGCCAGCCGAGCCCGGAGGAGAGUCCGUGGUUCUCGUGACGUUCAGUCGCCCGCCGACCCGGAGAUGAAGAACCGCUGGCAAUCCCUUCUGAUAUUGCUGCUGAUGUCGGGGAAUUUCAUCCUGCUGUGGGCGCUACUGACGCUGUAUUCCAUAUGGGAUACCCUGUAUGUUUAUUUUGAAACAUAUCCCCCGACCUCUCUGGUGGAACUGGGCUACAUGUUUCAACAGCUGAGCUGCUGCACCAACACGGCCCUUUACGCCGUGGCCCAGACCAGGUUUAGGCUGCAGUUCAAAGAAUCGAUGAAAUCCCCGUUCCGUCUAAUGACAAAGCUCGCUCGGUGUUGUCACACGAGCAUUAAUCCUCAGUGA
Hypanus sabinus (Atlantic stingray) is the source of this 1107-nucleotide messenger RNA. Its product is annotated as probable G-protein coupled receptor 139. Bases 1 to 1107 code for a protein of 368 amino acids. Gene Ontology annotation, cellular component: membrane. The record is from RefSeq and is a predicted model, not a curated record. Lineage: Eukaryota; Metazoa; Chordata; Chondrichthyes; Myliobatiformes; Dasyatidae. The transcript has 2 exons. Gene Ontology annotation, molecular function: G protein-coupled receptor activity. Gene Ontology annotation, biological process: G protein-coupled receptor signaling pathway.